AGUUGCUCUUUACAUGUCAAACAGUCAAGUCGCACUGAGUUGGUUUCCGAUCCAAUGGAAUGAAGGUUAUAGAUUUGGGGAAAGGGAAGUCAAGAUGGAGAAGGCGAAGAAGCGUCUGGAGCUGAACUCGGACGAGUCAGAGACCGUGUCGCGAGUCGCCAUCCCAGCUCUCCAAAUCGGAAAGUCCAGCUUCUACGAUGCCUUCGCUCUGAGAGGUAUCCGAGUCGAGCGAGUCGAACCCGGUGUCGUCAUCUGUUCUUUCAAGGUCCCUCCCCGCCUCAUCGAUAGAGAUGGAACUUUGGCAAAUGGUGCAAUUGCAAACCUCGUUGAUAUAGUUGGUGGUUCCUUAGCUUUUAUUCCGGACCUCCCUAUGAAUGUUUCUGUCGACAUAUCCGUCUCUUAUGUCUCAACUGCCAAGGUUCAUGACGAGCUAGAGAUAACUUCGAGGGUUUUAGGACGAGCAGGAGGAUACUGUGGAACAAUAGUAACAUUCAGAAAUAAAUCAACGGGAGAGAUAAUAGCUGAAGGUCGACAUUCAUUGUUUCGUUCAAAUGCUGGUCCCGUUCCCAAACUCUGAGGAGUCCUUUACAAAUUCAUAUAUGUAGUUUUGAGAAACAAAACAACAGGAGGGGAGAUUAGUGCCGAAGGUCGACUUUGCUUCUAGCCAACGAAAAGGAUCGUUUUACAGGUGUUAUAACAGGAUCCUUGUAAAGGUUGUACCCAGUGCACAAGGCUCCCGCUUUACGCAGGGUUUGGGAGAGGUGAAUGUCGGCUAGCCUUAUCCCCAUUUAUGGAGAGGUUGCUCCCAAGUCUCGAACCCGAGACCUACCGCUCAUGGGCGAAGGCACUUGCCAUUGCACUAAGUGCGAUAUAACAUGAUCCUUGUAAAACCUGAAAUUACAUCUUGAUACAUUCAACUUCACAGGUCACGGAACCCCUUUGAAACAUUGCAAAUUUCUUGCAUAACUCUUCUUUCGUCUGCAAACUUGUAUCAGUAAUCAUCUUGUCUAAAACUCUACCGUUCUUUAGCAAAUACUAUGCAAGUUCCAUCUCAA
Malus domestica (apple) is the source of this 1055-nucleotide messenger RNA. RefSeq lists its product as uncharacterized. The record is from RefSeq and is a predicted model, not a curated record. Lineage: Eukaryota; Viridiplantae; Streptophyta; Magnoliopsida; Rosales; Rosaceae. Gene Ontology annotation, molecular function: fatty acyl-CoA hydrolase activity.